Molecule: messenger RNA, 828 nt
Organism: Lottia gigantea (owl limpet)
Lineage: Eukaryota; Metazoa; Mollusca; Gastropoda; Lottiidae
Exons: 3
Coding region: 1-828 (275 amino acids)
Biological process (GO): neuron differentiation; canonical Wnt signaling pathway; multicellular organism development
Cellular component (GO): extracellular region
Molecular function (GO): cytokine activity; frizzled binding
Source: RefSeq, a predicted model, not a curated record
AUGGGAAUAGACGAAUGUCAACACCAGUUUCGAGAUAGAAGAUGGAACUGCACAACUUUUAACACCACUAACGUAUUUGGCCAAAUUUUAAAAAUAAAGAGUCGGGAAACCGGUUAUAUCUAUGCUAUAUUAUCAGCUGGCAUCAUGUACAGCGUUACACGUGCGUGUGCAAAAGGUGACCUAGAUCAUUGUGGAUGUGAUACGAAAGUAAGACGAAUCAGUACAGAAGGAGAGUUCGAAUGGGGAGGAUGCUCUGAUAAUAUUCGGUAUGGUUCGAAAUUUUCCAAAGAUUUUGUCGACUCAAAGGAAAUGAGAAUCAGUGAAGACGGUCUUAUGAAUGUUUGGAACAAUGGCGCUGGCAGAAAGAUGGUAAAAGACGAACUCGAAUUAAUGUGUAAAUGUCAUGGGGUCUCUGGAAGCUGCUCAGUGAAAAUUUGUUGGCGAAAAAUGAAAUCAUUUCGCGCCAUAGGGAGUGCAUUGAAAGGUCGAUUCGACGGAGCAAGUCUUGUGAAAAUGGACAGACGAAGAAAGAGGUUAAAGCGUACAAAUAAACUUCAAAAACGACCAACAAAGAAAGACUUGGUGUAUUUAAACGAAUCGCCUGAUUUCUGUGAACAUAAUUUGGAAAAUGGAUCAGUGGGCACCCGGGGUAGGGAGUGUAAUAAGACAAGUUAUGGACUUGAUGGUUGUAGGUUAAUGUGUUGUGGACGAGGCUAUUAUACUCUUAUUAAAGAAGAGAAAGACGAUUGUGACUGUAAAUUCUACUGGUGUUGUAGGGUCGAGUGUAAGAAAUGUACAAAUGUGAAAGAAAUGCAUUAUUGUAACUGA